AUGGGGAGCUAUGGGUCAGGAAGGGGGUCAGUGGGGCUGAGGGGGGUCCCUGUGUCCCUGUCCCCAGCACGGGGGGAGCUCCUGGGCUGCUUCGGGCUGACGGAGCCCAACCACGGCAGCGACCCCGCGCGCAUGGAGACGCGGGCGCGCUACAACCCCGGCUCCCGCAGCUACACCCUGCGCGGGGCCAAGACCUGGAUCACGAACGCUCCGGUGGCCGACCUGUGCCUGGUGUGGGCCGUGUGCGAGCAGGACGGGCGCGUGCGGGGCUUCCUGGUGGAGCGGGGCCGUGGGGGGCUCAGCACCCCCGGCAUCCAGGGCAAGUUCUCGCUGCGGGCCUCGGCCACGGGCAUGAUCCUCAUGGACGACGUGGAGGUGCCCGAGGAGAACGUGCUGCCCGGCGCCGUGGGGCUGGCGGGUCCCUUUGGCUGCCUCACCCAUGCGCGCUACGGCAUCGCCUGGGGGGCUCUGGGUGCUGCUGAGGCCUGUUUGGAGACGGCGCGUCAGUACGUCCUGGACAGGCACCAGUUUGGGGGCCCGCUGGCACGGAACCAGUUGGUGCAGAAGAAGCUGGCGGACAUGGUGACCGAGAUCGCAUUGGGGCUCCAAGCUUGCCUUCGCCUCGGGCGCCUCAAGGACGAGGGCCGGGCAGCCCCCGAGAUGGUGUCGAUGCUGAAGCGGAACUCGUGCGGGAAGGCGCUGAGCAUCGCGCGGGAGGCGCGGGACAUGCUGGGGGGCAACGGGGUCUGCGACGAGUUCCACGUCAUCCGUCACCUCCUCAACCUGGAGGCUGUCAACACCUAUGAAGGCACCCACGACAUCCACGCGCUCAUCCUGGGCCGGGCCAUCACCGGUAUCCAGGCAUUCGCCCCCCCGGCACCGCGGAGCUGAUGGGGCCACAGCAGGGCCAGGAUGGCACCGGGAGGGGGUCAUGGUGUCACCAGCGGAACCACGGUGUCACCG
Molecule: messenger RNA, 963 nt
Organism: Pezoporus flaviventris
Lineage: Eukaryota; Metazoa; Chordata; Aves; Psittaciformes; Psittacidae
Gene: GCDH
Product: glutaryl-CoA dehydrogenase
Exons: 6
Coding region: 1-891 (296 amino acids)
Biological process (GO): fatty acid beta-oxidation using acyl-CoA dehydrogenase; fatty-acyl-CoA biosynthetic process
Cellular component (GO): mitochondrial inner membrane
Molecular function (GO): glutaryl-CoA dehydrogenase activity; fatty-acyl-CoA binding; flavin adenine dinucleotide binding
Source: RefSeq, a predicted model, not a curated record